Molecule: messenger RNA, 922 nt
Organism: Gossypium arboreum
Lineage: Eukaryota; Viridiplantae; Streptophyta; Magnoliopsida; Malvales; Malvaceae
Exons: 1
Coding region: 121-576 (151 amino acids)
Source: RefSeq, a predicted model, not a curated record
AACUGGUCAGCCGACCGCCAUCCUUUCGCCUAUAUAUAUUUCAAAACCCCUCUAAACCCGCUAAAUUUUCAUUCUAAAAAAAAUAUAUAUAUAUAUAUAUAUAUAGUUGAGGAGCAUAGCAUGGAUUCAUCGGAACAUGGCUCUACCUCACCGAAGCAGCGGUUAACUGUCGGCCUCGUCGUUUCAUUCAAGGCUCUAUGGGCCAAGCACGCCGGCCGAGUUUCAAAAAAGCUGAAGCCAAAGCAUAAUGAGUUCGGCUCACUUUCCGAUUCUCCGAGAUCCUUGGCUGUGAAAUCUCCGGGACCGAAGCGGCUAUUGACGACGCUUAGCAACAAGGCGAUCAAGCUGGUGAACCGGAAAAAGGCCGGUGAGAAAACCGGGAAGGAAGAGGAGGAGAUCGGAGACGGCGGAGUAUGGCAAAGAGCGAUCCUGAUGGGAGAUAAAUGUCAGCCGCUAGAUUUUUCAGGUGUGAUCUAUUACGAUAGCAAAGGAAAUCAAGUGGAAGAGUUGCCGUUUCGUUCCCCACGUGCUAGUCCGAUGCCUGCUUACCUCACCUCAAAGAAGACUUUCUGUUAGGACACCGCUCAAGGUAGUUUGUAAACAAAAACUUUAUUUUUAUUUUUUUUGGUUUACGUUCAUCCUUUACUAGACUCGAAGGUAGUACGUGUUACGUUCUUAUAGGUGGUUGGGUGUCAAAAUUCAACUCUUUGAAUUGGGCCUUAAUUUUUGAAUGCAUUAUCAUGGGUAUUGGAAAACAAUAAAUUGGGACGCCCAUAUGGAAAUUAAUAUACUUGUGGAUUUACUGGAGUGAGUUAAGUUUGGCUCUAGUUUCUGUUUUUCUCCUCUUGGAGUAUAUAUGUAUAGUUACCUUUAUUAGAGGUAAAGUGAAAUUUGAAUUUGUUUACUUGACAUUCCAUUCAAA